AUGUUUGGUCAGCAGUUUCGAUCAUCCAAAGCGUUCGUGAAGAUCGUGGUCUGCAUGGCGACAUUUACGGACAUCUUCCUCUAUGGCCUUAUCGUUCCCGUGCUGCCUUUUGCUCUCUCCGAGAGGCUUGGCCUGCCAGACGAUAUGAUCCAGAGAUGGAACUCUAUUCUCCUUGGCAUCUACGGCGCUGCUAUAUUAUUGGGCUCUUUGCUCUUCGGUUAUAUCGGCGAUCGCAUGCGAAGCAGACAGAGUCCGUUCGUGUUCGGUCUACUCGUCCUCGGCGGCGCUACAGCUCUUUUUGCGGCGGGAACCUCCUUGACCGUUCUCAUCAUAGCCAGGAUUCUUCAAGGAGCAUCAACCGCCAUAGUGUUUACAGUCGGAUUUGCUCUACUGGUUGAUAAGAUCGGAAGAGAACAAAUCGGCGAGGCCAUGGGUUACACUAGCAUGAGCAUGUUUCUAGGAUUGUUCAGCGGUCCUCUCGUCGGCGGUAUAAUCUACAGAUAUGGGGGAUACUUUGCAGUCUUCAUCCCCGCCUUUUGUCUCAUUGGCCUGGAGAUCUUGCUCCGCUUCCUUUUGGUGGAGGAGGACAGGUAUACAAAUGAAUCACGACUGCUGGACGAAGAAAGACUGCUCCACUUACCGAGGCCAACAACGGAGCAUCGACCACACCAAUCCAGUAUUUUGGUCCUGCUUUCUUCUCCACGUCUGAUCAUUGCCAUGAUAGGUCUGUUCACAAUCAACAGUUUUACAACAGCUUUUGAAGGUGUCUUACCCGUGUACGUCAAAGAACUAUUUCACGUCAACUCGAUGCAAGCCGCACUGUUGUUUCUUUCCCUCACGAUUCCGAUGCUGCUCGCGCCUUUAACUGGCAAGUUAGUGGAUCAGUUUGGAGUAAAAUGGCCAGCAGUUAUCGGAUUCGGAGUGUGCAUUCCCAGUCUACUGUGCUUGGGACCGGUGGUACAUAACACAGUCCACGACCUGGUAUCCCUGGUGGUGGUGCUUUUUUUUGUAGGAGUUGGUGUCAGCCUAGCCUUGCCUCCGAUGAUGACGGAGGUUACAUACGCCAUGGAAGAGCAGGAGGAAAAACAUCCGGGGAUAUUUGGCCCAUAUGGGGCGUAUUCUCAAGCUUAUGGGUUGACAAAUGCAGCAUUUGCGGGAGGGGCGUUGGUAGGGCCAGUAUGCGCUGGCUUUCUAAGAGUUACAUAUGGCUGGCCGAUCAUGUCUUUGGUCAUGGGAUGUUUGAGUGCAGUGGUGAUGGUAUUAUGCUUAUUUGAGAGUGGUGGAAAGCUGCAGCUACGCAACAAGCUGCGUCGGACUAGAUCAGUUCUCCGAACAUGA
Cucurbitaria berberidis CBS 394.84 is the source of this 1338-nucleotide messenger RNA. RefSeq names its product MFS general substrate transporter. The coding region runs from base 1 to 1338 and encodes 445 amino acids. The transcript has 3 exons. Lineage: Eukaryota; Fungi; Ascomycota; Dothideomycetes; Pleosporales; Cucurbitariaceae. Gene Ontology annotation, molecular function: transmembrane transporter activity. Gene Ontology annotation, biological process: transmembrane transport. The record is from RefSeq and is a predicted model, not a curated record.